Molecule: messenger RNA, 3903 nt
Organism: Linum tenue
Lineage: Eukaryota; Viridiplantae; Streptophyta; Magnoliopsida; Malpighiales; Linaceae
Source: the annotation of a GenBank genome assembly
GAAAUUGGGCCCUGGUGCCGCGGAAAAAGAAACGGAGGGAGAAAAGAAAACAACUGGACGAAAACCCAACCCAAACCCUCCAACUGUCAAAAGCACCAGAAGAAAGAGCAGGACGACGAUCGACGGCGAGGAGGAGAGGCGAAGCGUAGGGCUGUGAUCGGAGCUUCCAGCGGAACUUCUGGAAUUGGAUCCAGGGUCGGAGAAUGGAAUUUUGGAGGUAGAAGAGAAGGAAGGUCUCUCUAGGAUUAGGAGGAGUAGAAGAAUCGAGGAAGAAGAUUAAAGUGCGCAGGGGCAAGCCGGUAAGCAAUCUAGGUUUUCCAAGCGCCAUCAACUGUCUGUCUGUGACCGCCAAGGGAAACGAAGAAGAGACGAUUCAAGCGCCGAUCAGGAAAAUAAAAAGAAGGUGUCUAUCUAUCUGGUCAAUAAUUUGCGGUUUCUUGAUCGUUCGUACGCGCGCUCCACGACGCCGAUUCCCUCUGUCAGAUCCAUUCUCGUUUUAGUUUCAACCCCACUAGGUUCCUGAGCUCCUCGCAAUUGCUGCUCUUACCUAAGGUUUCAGUCAUUCGAAUGGCGGAGAAAGCUUGCGUCAAGCGGCUUCAGAAGGAAUACAGGGCACUCUGCAAGGAACCAGUCUCCAACGUGGUUGCGCGUCCUUCCCCAAAUAACAUUCUUGAAUGGCAUUAUGUAUUGGAGGGAAGUGAAGGCACUCCUUUUGCAGGUGGAUAUUACUACGGAAAAAUCAAGUUUCCUCCUGAGUAUCCAUAUAAACCUCCUGGAAUUACCAUGAUCACUCCCAAUGGACGAUUCAUGACUCAGAAGAAAAUCUGCCUGUCGAUGAGUGACUUUCAUCCAGAAAGUUGGAAUCCAAUGUGGUCCGUAUCAAGCAUACUGACUGGGCUGCUUUCUUUCAUGAUGGACAACAGCCCCACAACAGGCAGUGUUAACAGUACCGUUGCUGAGAAGCAACGUCUGGCAGAGGCCUCUCUUGCUUUCAAUUGCAAGAAUGCGACAUUUCGGAAGCUAUUUCCCGAGUAUGUUGAGAAGUACAACCUAGAGCAGCAGCAGCCUGGUGGGCAACCUGAUUCAGAUAUAGGGCCGGAGAUUCCAGAAGAUGAGAACUCGAGGCCUAAGCCAGAAAAAGUGGACGGCCAUGUGGAAGAAGAUGCGAAAAGGGUAGAUCCAGCCAAGGAUGCAAGAAGAAACAAAAGAAAGCAGACAUUUCCUGCCUGGGUGGUGAUAUUGCUUGUUUCAAUCUUUGGGAUUGUAAUGGCACUGCCUCUGCUUCAGCUUUCACAUCCCUAGACUGGUGAAUGAAGUGGAAGAACUGAAGCAGAGGGUAACUAAAUCAAACCGCCAUGAAAUGCUAGCCGAGACUUUUUUUUUUAUUAUCUUCUCUUUGUACUGGGGGAAAAAAAAAAGAGAAAAUAUGUAUCGCUUAAUGUGUAUAUAAUUUUGUCAUUCUGACCUGGGUGGUGUGGUGUCUGCAGUCUCGAGUCUUGACUGAUUAUAGCAAAAUAGCACUAGUGUUUUUUUUAUGUUGGCAGGAUUUGUUCUUUCGACCUAACUUGUGCGAGUGUAUUGGUUCUUUCCCAGUCAUCCUCCCUUCUGCAAUUCCCUUUCUUUCUGUAUCCACCAACGGGAUCCUUGAUGCAUAAAUAAAGUUCGGGGACUAUUUAAAUCUCCUGUCUGAAAGAAAACGAGACGGGGAAGCAAGCACAAGAAGAGGCGGCUGUCGCUGUGCUGCGACGAAACCGUUGAUUGAUUAUUUGUGUGCUUCAUCAGUCCAUAUCUCAGUUGCAGUCUCCCAUUUCACCUUCACCGGCGCCGGCCACUGCUCGGAAAAUGGGAAGGAGCCUAUCUCUACCUUCCAACCGUUUGUGUAAAUGCUGCUCUCGGUAGUAUUUAGCUACAGUCGUUGAGAUUGGACGGCCGGCUCAAUUUCAGCUAUCAGCGUUACAUCUUUGUCUGAAUGAGCUCUCAUCAAUGCCUUCAUUAGAUAUUCCUACUGCUCAGACUUCGUUGAACAACCAUCUGCCACCUCUGGCUCCGAGGGCCCGGCUUCUUCCUCGUUGUCAGGCCUUUUCAUCCCCAUUCAUUCCUGCUGUUGAUGAUGCGAGGCUGCUCUCCGUCUGGCAAUCUUUCCUCCCGCUCCCGCCUCUAAGGGUGCACCACGCUUAUCAGCCACAUAAGUUUCUCAUCAAGGCAGUUGCGGCAACCCUCGAACCAAAGGGACUGGUCUCGAGGGAACCGGGAGAUGGGGAUCGAGCUCAAUGUGACACUCAUCUCGACUUCACUUCAGGGCUUUCCACAUCUUUUGAUGACUCUGAAACUGCAGAUUUGGAUGAGAGAGAGAGGCUGAGACGAAUGAGGAUCUCUAAAGCUAAUAAAGGAAAUGUACCUUGGAACAAGGGCAGGAAGCACAGUCCAGAAACCCUUCAACGCAUCAGGGAGAGAACGAAGAUUGCAAUGCAGAAUCCUAAGAUAAAAAUGAAGCUUGCAAGCCUUGGACAUGCUCAGAGCAAAGAGACAAGACUGAAAAUUGGCCAAGGAGUGCGAAUGGGAUGGGAAAAGCGUCGUGACAAGCUAAUGGUGCAAGAAACUUGUUAUUUUGAGUGGCAGAACUUGAUUGCAUCAUCUUCAAGGAUUGGCUGUGUUGACGAGGAAGAGCUGGAAUGGAAUUCUUACAGUAUCUUGAGUAAACAGCUUGAAACUGAAUGGGUAGAGAGUAUUGAAAAGCGGAGAGCAACUCCUAGGACAAAAGGCAACAAGAGGGCACCAAAAUCCCUGGAGCAAAGAAGAAAGAUUGCAGAAGCCAUUGCUGCCAAAUGGGCUGAUCCUGCAUACCGAGAUCGAGUUCGCUCUGGCCUGGCUAAAUAUCAUGGUGUUGCGGAAGGAACCGUGAGAAAGCCAAGGCGAAAGCCAGUUGGCAGCAGACCAUCAACCAAGAGGGACAGUUCAAAAAAGAAAGCCAGUGAAACAAGCAGUUCUUGUGGAAGUGAUGCCACGAGCUCUACACAGGUCAUGAAACAGCGGAACAGUACAACCCCUUCUUACAAGGAUCCUUUAGCCAGGUCCAAGUUGAAGAUGAUAAUGAACAUCAGAGCACAAAGAGCUGCCGUGGAAACUAAAAAAACUGAAGCCAUUGAAAGAGCAUGGUUAUUAAUUGCUCAAGCUGAGAAGGCAGCUAAGGUCCUUGAGGUUGCUGCAGCAGAAAGCCCGAUUGCACGAGCUUCUCUGGUAGAGUCUAGAAAGCUUAUAGCAGAAGCAAUUCAAUCCAUUGACUGUGUUGAUCGAGGGGAUGUUGAUCUUGCAACACCUGAACUGUCCGAUGAGGGGAAGGAAGUUGAUGAUGCUGGUGGGUUGCCAGGCUCUACCAGACCAGUGUUCGUAAAUGGGGGAACGAAAACAGCUUCUGCAACGUGUGCUGAAGAUGGGGAAUCGAUCAACUUGAGUAGACUGGAGUUCCAUGGUAAGUAUUGCAGCCCGCAUCAGGUGUUCGAUUUGGCGAGUCUCGUCGAGACACCAGAGGACCACUGCCAGGGUGAAGUGAACGGGAAUCUCAAAUCUGCAACGAGUGUCCGGCCUAAUGGUUCCAAAGUCGAGCUGCACGAGAGUGAGGCCGGGGUGACUGCGAAGAGAUGGGUUCGCGGAAGACUUGUUGAAAUGGUACCGGGAGGUCGAAUGUAGUAGUAGUCGUUGGAAGAGUUUAUUAUCAUUAUCGUUGUUUAUGAUAAUUUUUCUGAUCUGCUUAGUGGUGACAUCGAAGGAUGCAGAGACAUGAAUGUGCUGCUUUUAGCUGGAGCACUUUGUGCUUCUUCUUUCUUUUGCUUUUCGCCACAUUUUCCACUCUUCGAUGGCAGUUUGGUGUAUAGUAAUUACUGAUUAUUAGUCUUAGCUGGAAUG